Molecule: messenger RNA, 678 nt
Organism: Phycomyces blakesleeanus NRRL 1555(-)
Lineage: Eukaryota; Fungi; Mucoromycota; Mucoromycetes; Mucorales; Phycomycetaceae
Exons: 1
Coding region: 29-490 (153 amino acids)
Source: RefSeq, a predicted model, not a curated record
AUUUAUUUAUCUUUUAUUCCUGUCAAUAAUGCUCUUUACUCCUAAAAACCACGCCGAAAAGAAUUCUUGGCUUCAACCCGAAUCACCUGCUACAAAAGUUAAAAACCGGCUCUCACUCUUCCUCAAGCGAAAAAGUACAGACAGACCCGUCAGUCAAGCAACAGCAGCUCUUGAAUGUCCUGCUUUUGAAUCCACCUACUCUACUUCCUCCACAGCUUCAUUUUCAUCUUCGGCUUCCUACCGAAGCUCGCCUCCCUUGACACCAUGCCUGGCUAUGGAAUCGGUUCCGGCUGAAUUCAGUGCACCUGUUGAACCAUUGACCUUGACUCCUGCCUGGGAGCUUAAAGAUAUGUCACUCGGAUUCCAAGUUCGUCACUUACUUGGAACUGCCUUUGAAGAAACCGAUCAAAUCAUUGACGAGACCUGGACAGAAAGCCGUCGAGAAUUGACCAAUACCCUGGCCACUCCAUUCCCUCUCCAGUACAACUAAGAGUUGUAUCGACCCACAACAGAUUCUUUUAUUUUUCUUUCUUUGUUUUUCUUUACAUUCUAAUUUCCUUUUAUAAUUUCUCUUUAAUACUUAAUACUACUCUUGAUUCUAAUUCAACUAAUAUUACAACAACUAAUACAACUAAUAAUAAUAAUAAUAAUAAUAAUAAUAAUAAUACUACUACCACU